Messenger RNA from Aaosphaeria arxii CBS 175.79, 3577 nucleotides. RefSeq lists its product as uncharacterized. The transcript has 2 exons. NCBI's taxonomy places the organism in Eukaryota, Fungi, Ascomycota, Dothideomycetes, Pleosporales. The record is from RefSeq and is a predicted model, not a curated record. Bases 254 to 3232 code for a protein of 992 amino acids.
CACUGACACACAUAAUGUGAUCAUACUCCGCACUCACUCACUCACUCACUCACUCGCUCAUUCUCGCACUCAUUCUCGCACUCAUACUCACACUCACUCAACUUGACAGCUUCUUCACUUCCCUCUGAAUAACUACGCACCACACCUCUCAUCCCAUACUGUCAGAUAUCUAUCCUUCUACCUCCCCCACCUUCCUUCGUAUGACAUUGGACCUCGACCACCUAGACCACCUCGACCUCUCCAACUACUUUGCAUGGCUUACUACGACCGUGAUACCCGUCACAAUUACUCUUCUUCUCGACCGGAUCAUUACGACCCCAGGUCCUACGCCCAAGAUGGCUACCCAAGCUCCCCAAAUCUGAGCGGGUAUACCUCCUCCUACGAACGCCGCUACGCCGCACAACCUCCGCUCCCUAAGCGCUCCUCCGCCCAAAACUCCUCCUACUCCUCCUCCCCUCCUUCGUCCUACCCCUCCGCCUAUCGCACCACUCGCCGUCGCGCCGACCCAAAGUCAUGGCCGCCUGCGCCAACCGUCGAAGAUGAGGUCGCCGCACUCGCAAAAGAAUAUUCGUCCCACACAAUCUCGGACACCCAACAUGUCGACGAUGAAGAAGCGAAGGCGCGGGGCAGCGUCGAUCAGUACCCUAUCAUCGAGGAGGUCGAGCAGGUCGAGCAGCCAAGUGUAACCAACGACGACCGUCGAUUCGUUCUCGUCUCCGAUCCCAGCGAUAGCGAAGACGCCCAGACCCGGCGAAAGCCAAAGUCGCAUCCCAAGUCGGCCACCUCGGAAAGGCGCAAGAGCUUCGCGGAGCGCGGCAACAUGCCUUACAUCAAGACCAACAUUAGCGACCCUCCCGUUUACACGGAGCGAACCUCCACGCCCUACGCAUCCACCAAGCCACAGCGAGAGUCUAUUCGCCCUUCUGCCGACGAAUACUUUCUAUCUCCAGAAUCCAUCGCGCCAACCAACACCUCCAUUCCGAGAUCAGUUCCGAGCACCACGAUCGUUGAUCCUCCACGGGACCAAAACGCAAAGCCUCCUAGGGUCAGUCCAGUUCACAGUCGCUAUGAUUCUUUCAAUCAAUCUCCUCGUGCCCCAAGAAAUGAUGUCUUCGAGGACUCCGACGUCGACGAGGACCCAGCGUUGCUUCGUACAGAACGGAAACCUGCCCGGUACAGCUUCGUUAAGAGCGAUCUCCAAAAGGAGGACCUCCGUACUGAUCUCAUGAACUCUCAGAGUGACAUUGGCAGGAAGCGGCCUGAUCCACCAAGGCCCGAUCCACCAAGGUCUGAUUCACUACGGGAUAGGUACCACUCGAACUCUGGCUCCCCAAAGAACCAAUCCUCCAAUUCUGAGUCUCCCCGGUCAUCAAACUCGUCAUUCAAUGGUUAUGCACCUCAACCCAAGCCGGCCCGCGUAGAGAGAAGCCCCCCGAGACAUGUAAGGACGUACUCCAAUUCCCGCCCAUCUCGUCCAGAGUCGCCCAUCAGACCCAGCUCGCCUCUAUCCCGUGAAGCUCCACCCUCCCCUCCCCGGUCACCUAAGCUUCCACCACGCCGUCCUGCCGAAUCCAACCUACCGUCGAGGCCAUCCUCCCGGUCGGGUGCACCAAGGCCACCAUCUCCUCUGUCCUCUUCUACGCUGCCUCCACAUGUACCGAUCACGGAGGCAGAUUGGCAUGCUACCUAUCCCCCAGUCUCUUCCACCGAUCGAUCAAGGCCACCUUCUCGCUUCUCUCGGCACGAAACCAUGCCUGUACCGAUGCCACGUAUCGACGUGCAGUCCCCUUCCCCGUCAAGACCCCCUCAGCAUAGCAGCGCUCUGCCAUACCCCGUGGAUGAUCGUCAAAUUGACGCUUUCAUGCCCCCCGAAGAAGCCUUCCAAUAUGAUCAUUCCAAUCCUACCUCCUCGCCGUAUUCCACCACCAAUAUGAAUGCAUCUUACCCAGACUCCCCCAGGAUGCCUACAUCGCCGUACCCAGACUCCCCAAAACUUUCGUCAUCGCCAACCGCUGGGUCUCCGCGCGAACGCCCUUCAUCGACCUUCCAGAGACCAUUAGCACCUAGCCGUCACACCGCACCGGAAGACCUUGGGCGAUCCGCAAGGGGAAGGCCUAGCAGCGUGAGAGGUCAAGAAAGUAAUGAUAGCCACCGCAGCGAACGGAGGACGAAGAGCGUCGACGGGAGGCUGCCGUCUUGCUCGCGCAGGUUGCCAUCUAAACACGAUGACUGGUACACCCUAGAAGGCUGCCCGAACUUCGACAUAUGCCCCGACUGUUACAACGGGGUUUUUGCCGACACCAGAUUCUCUUCUUACUUUAGACCUGUCCGGCGCUACAAUGCACGGUUCUGCGACUUUUCCUCUCCAUGGAUGCGACUAGCGUGGCUUUUGACCACCAAGCAGGGACGAAAGGAGCCCGAUCUCCUGUAUUCACUUUCUGCGAUUGCCGACAUGAACCCCCCUUGUCCCAACGAUCGCGAGCUCGCUGGCGUGGAAUGGUACGGAAUAGCUGAUCCAAGGGAUGGGCUACAUGUUAGGAACUUCCGCGUGUGUCCUUGCGAUCUGAAGAUGACAGAAGCGCUCUUUCCCAGCAUCUAUGGCUAUAUGACCCGACUACCCAGAGCCAGCCAAUAUGGCAGUACUCGUCCAACCCUCUGCUCUCUACGUGUCGACUCCGAACGCUUUCCCAAGUAUCUUGAUCUUCUAGUUGAGAUAGACGAAGAGGCGCGACGCAAAUCCCGCGACCCAGACAUCCAACGCUUCAUCGCUAUGGCUCGUGACAAUGCCUUUCGAGAGGAGUGUCCGCGCGACCAGGCCAUUGCUAACAAGCCAUGGCACUACAUUCCUUCGCUUCCCGAGUUUACAGUCUGCGAGGAGUGCUACUCCGAAGUUGUCUGGCCUGCCAUCCAGGAGCGGUCGCCCAUUGCCAAACUCUUCAGUCGCAACACUCAGCUCGUCAAAGGGGAGGAGCCAUCGGGAUCGAGCUGCUGUCUAUACUCUCCACGCAUGCGACGCAUCUUCUCCCGAGCAUCUGACGACAAUGAUUUCAAUUAUCUGAAGCGCAAAGCCAUGGAGAGAAAGAGGGUGGAGUCGAGAGUUGGGCGGGAGAAGUCAGAGAUCAACCGCUGGCUCGACACCAUGAACGCCACAGGCGGGUACAGAGAGGCCGAAUUCGAGAGGCUGAGAAGGCAGCUGAGAGUCGCCGACGAAGAAUGGAAGACUUACGAAUGAAAUGAAUGAAACGAACGACCCAUGGAUUAGAUUACGCGUUAGAGCAUUGUUAGCAUCCCGCAUCAGCCCAACGUCGCUGUAGUACUACUAAUGGGCUAUUAUUUCUCAGUACAUCUGUUUUUGGUUACGAACUUUGGCGUUGUUUUGGAAAAACUUUUCUUGGUUGGGAAAAAGGAAACCUUUUUGUUUAUGCUUGCGAGGAAAACAUCUCUCUUCUUACCUACCCUUCACGAAGAGUACGAUCGUUAUUCACUGGGAGAUUGUGAGAUAUAUAAUAAUCAACAUUCCUACAUACAUUCCUACUACCAUACACAUGCAUAUAGUCACUGAAUACCAUCUAUCUAC